AUGACUGGCAUCAGCGACAGCGGCAGCAGCAGCAGCAACUUCUCCGGCUCCGGCCCCCAUCGCAGCAUCGCCUUCCCCAAGUCAAAAAUGGAGAUCCAGCUGGACAACUACUUCAAGGCCAAGGUGUACACCUCCGGCGACUCCAUCACCGGCACCGUCACCAUUGUGCCCCAGCGCAACAUCCCCUUUGACGAGUUCGAGAUCGUCUUACUCGGCACCACCCAUACCCGCGUCGAGCACGUCAGCGCGCCCAUCGAGUCUUCGCACGUCUUUUUAAAGCUCUUCAUGCCCAUUGCCGAAGAUGCCUACCCCGUUCCCCGCGUCCUCGAGGCGCACCAGACCUACACGCUUCCCAUUCACUUUGUCGUGCCGCACCACCUGACUCUGAGUGCAUGCAACCACAAGGUUGUGUCUCCGCACGUCCAUGACCACCACACGCGCCUGCCACCCACUUUGGGUCGCGGCAACGGUAGCGGCGCGGCCGCCGCCUGGGAGCGCGACGACAUGGCGCCUGAGAUGGCCCGUGUCGAGUACGUCGUCAAGGCGCGCGUCUACCGCGAAACGCUCAAGGAGGACGGCUCAGGCCGGUCCACCCGUGUCAAGAUUGUCGAGGCCACCCAGCCCAUCCGCGUUCUGCCCGCCUCGAAAAUCGACCCGCCUCUGUCCGUUUCGGAAAAGGACCGCGCCUACAAGCUGCAGUCGUCCAAAUCAAUUCGCAAGGGGUUGUUUGCCCGCAGCAAACUCGGCCGCGUGACCGCCAUCACCGGCGACGACUCGAUCGGCGCCCCUGAGCCAACGCCCAUCGUGCUGCGCCCCGACGGCAUCGCAGCCUCACCAACCAACGCCUACGUCCAGCUCUACUUUGACCCAGCCCGCCCCGACGUUGCACCCCCGCGCGUCACCAGCGUCUCUGCCAAGCUCAAUGCCCACACCUACUACAGCACUGGCGCCAUUACCACCUUCCCCAACCUCGGCGACUGGGCCCACAGCGACAACGUGCUCAUGGAGCGCCGCGGCUCGUAUUCGACCUCGGUGACGCUGCUCAACAACAGCCUCAAGAGCUUCCAGUGGGAGGCCCAGGUGGACAAUAGGCGCCGCGACUCGGGCUACUGCAGCAGCGACAGCGGCGGUCCCGAGGAGAUGGUGACGGGCAAUGCCCGCCGGCGGUCCUCGGCGGCGUCUCCUUCCAACAGCAAAGAGAUGGGCCUCGUCUACGCCGCGCCGCUCAUUGUGCCCCUCGAGCUGCCCAUGCACAAACGAACGUUCCUGCCGACCUUCCACUCGUGCAUCGCCUCGCGCACCUACUCGCUGCAGCUCAAUAUUUCCAUGGUGCCCGCCUCGUCCACGUCCUCCUCCAGCUCCUCCUCUUCGUCCGGCUCCACCACCACCGUGUCUCUCUCUGUGCCUGUGCAAAUCGUCGUGGGCGACGCCAACGAUGCGUCCAUAUCCGGCAUGCCCAACGUCUCCGCCAGCCAGUACUACUACAACGAAGACGCUGCGGGUCUGCCGAGCUUCGACGACGCCCUAGAGGAGGCGGAGGCCGAUGCGCACCUGAUGCCGCGGGUCAUGGCCGUGCCAGACGCACAGUAUCAGGAGACGAGCGUCCUACCUGGCUACAGCGGCCGGCAGUGA
Molecule: messenger RNA, 1632 nt
Organism: Sporothrix schenckii 1099-18
Lineage: Eukaryota; Fungi; Ascomycota; Sordariomycetes; Ophiostomatales; Ophiostomataceae
Exons: 1
Coding region: 1-1632 (543 amino acids)
Source: RefSeq, a predicted model, not a curated record